Messenger RNA from Laetiporus sulphureus 93-53, 696 nucleotides. RefSeq lists its product as uncharacterized. The coding region runs from base 1 to 696 and encodes 231 amino acids. NCBI's taxonomy places the organism in Eukaryota, Fungi, Basidiomycota, Agaricomycetes, Polyporales, Laetiporaceae. The transcript is spliced from 9 exons. The record is from RefSeq and is a predicted model, not a curated record.
AUGUUCGCACCUCCGAAUUGCGAACAUGCAGCAAUUCGACCUGUUGAGAAAGCCCUCUUUUUCCUGGCUUCGCCUUCCAUUACCUUCAACAAUUCCCAUGUAUGCUCAAGCUCCCUUGUUCAACUGGUUGCAUGGGUAUCCAAGGCGAAGAAGUCUCGACCAAACCUACAACAACACUUAAGUUCAUUAAUUAGGCUCGCAUUCACCGUUCCGAACAUAGAACAGUCUGGGGGAGGGCGACCGCAGUACAUGCGUCCACUAUCAGAUCACUUGAGCUUGGACGGCAUUGAGCAAAUCGAGCAUUUGAUGAAAUGCGCGCCGGGUGUGCAAGGUCUCUAUGUCGCGAAAGAAGACAUGUUACAGAACAGCGUGAAGAGACAUUUCAAAACUGACGUCUCGCAUUGGAGGUUGACCUGGCUGUCUGGGAUCGUACACGCGCGCAUCCACAUCGUGGCAAAGACCGGGCAACCUGCAGCAUGCUGUCAAGACGCCGAAGAUGCAACGGUAGCACCGGACCGUAGAAGUCAACGAAAGCAGUUAGCGUGUUUCUGCAUUUAUCGGUCGUCAGAAACCAAGAUGGAAGAGUGGUCUCCUGUGUAUGGCUCAUACCCGGGCGUCCAGACCCGCGGCAAGGUCAUUAAGAGUCAAGAUCCGACGUGCGGCAAGCCGCACAUCAUCCUGGACGAUCUCGUCUAA